AUGUAUGAAUUAGGCGAUGGAGAGUACAUGGAUGAACAUCACCAUCACCACCAAGCCCCUACCGGCCAGUCGGGCGGUGACGAUGUGAGACAGUCGCAGGUAUUCUCCGGAAGCUACGGCGCUGGCGGCUAUCCAGCAUCCAGCUCUGGCUCCAUGCCGCACAUGGGCAGCUCCCACGGCGGAGCCAUCUCCGCACGCCGUCACAGCCGGAGCGAGAACGACGAGCCUGAAGAUCUGUUCCCCAACAUCCCCGAGGCGAAGAAGCGCAAGUUCAUUCUCGUCGAGGACAACGUCCGAGGCUCUCGCCUCCGUGUUAGAGUCACACUCGACAGCGUCGAUACCAAGGAGAUCCCCGAUUCCUUCCGCAAGGGCGCCUCCGUCUUUCCCCGGUCAUACUUCCCUCGCGAAAUGCAGAGCCCGCCACCUUCGGCCACUGGUUCCAAGUUCUUCGUCGAAGACGCCGAUGAGGAGGACGACGGCGUCGAAGAGACUGACGGACGUGGCUCUCGGAGAGCUCGUGGUAACAGCAAAAGCAUGGUUAAGGUGCCCAUUGGCGAGAACACGGAAGGAGAGGUCGCUAUUCCCCGGAUGAGGAAGAGCGUAAGGGGCAAGGAGGUCCGACUGAACGACCUUGGAUAUCGGAUGGCUUGGCUCCAGAGCCGUGUCUUUGCGGGACGGACCGUUUUCCUCCAAAGAGCUCUGGACUGCUAUCGCAACAAGACGCGUUCUGCGAUCGAGUCCAUUAUGCAGGACGUCAAGACACUUGCGCCGCACUACGAGACCCGCGUCGGCAAGCGGAAGUGGAACGAGAGAAUGAGAAAGGGCGAGGCCGAGGAGUAA
This is a messenger RNA of Colletotrichum truncatum, 840 nucleotides long. Lineage: Eukaryota; Fungi; Ascomycota; Sordariomycetes; Glomerellales; Glomerellaceae. The record is from RefSeq and is a predicted model, not a curated record.